This is a messenger RNA of Gastrolobium bilobum, 1064 nucleotides long. Its product is annotated as protein YELLOW LEAF 1, choloroplastic-like. Gene Ontology annotation, biological process: thylakoid membrane organization; chloroplast organization. Bases 123 to 590 code for a protein of 155 amino acids. Gene Ontology annotation, cellular component: chloroplast. NCBI's taxonomy places the organism in Eukaryota, Viridiplantae, Streptophyta, Magnoliopsida, Fabales, Fabaceae. The transcript is spliced from 5 exons. The record is from RefSeq and is a predicted model, not a curated record.
CAUUCACCGCCAUUCUCCUUUCUGUUAAAUGACAUUGCCUAUUAGAACCGUGCAAGGGCAUUGUUUCGACCACCGUCAUCUCUCAUUCUCAGGAUUUAGUCAUAAGCAAGAAGUGGACAACAAUGGAAAGCUGUAUUGGCACUUCACCUCUAUUGUUACCAGUUAGUUGUAAAAGAAGUCAGUCUCAAGCACAUGUUAAGCAUAAUGGACCAAACAUAGUUGGGAUGCAACCCUUACCAUAUAACGUCAGAAAAGGAGAACUUCAGAUUGCUAUAUUUCAAAGGCCAUCACCUCGUAUCAGAUGUGCUGCUGCUUUGAAUGCUACAUGUACUGCUGCUGGUGCAACCCAAACGGUAGCACGCAAUGCUCGGACAAUUACUGUUAUUCCUGACAAAGUGAAGUCCCCUAAAAUUGAUGACAAUGGACCUGGAUUUCCACCUCGUGACGAUGAUGGCAAUGGUGGUAACGGAGGAGGUGGCGGUAAGUGGUCAGGUGGACUCGUCCUUCUGGGUAUUCUUGGUGUCCUAGACAUUCUAAAGGACAUAGAGGGUGAAUGGCAACGCAAGGAUAAAAGAUUUCAUCGAGCUUGAAAAUUAGGCUUUGUAUGUGAUAGUGAAAUUAUUUUACAAAUGCUUGAACUAGAACCUAGGAUUAUCAGUCAUAAGUAUGCUUUUAAAUUUGUUCAUCAAAGUCAGUGAUAAGUUAAUGUAUAAGUCAGCAACAAAAUCAUUUUGCUGCAAUUUCAAACAUCAUAUUUAACAGAGGGCAUGAUCAUUUUACAAUGGUGUAAGAAUAAUAAGUCUUACAUCAAAUCUUAAUCAUUGAUUUUCUGCAUCUAAUGGUUAAGAUUUAUUAGGUCUCACUCAUUAAUUAAUUUGUAUUUCUCAAUAAAUCCCAACCAUUGGAUGAACGGAAAUCAACGGUUAAAAGAUUUGGUGUAAGAUUUAUUAUUCUUACACCGGUGUAAGUUGAUCUUAUCCCUUUACACAAUAUAUCACAUAAUACAAAUGGUAUCUUCUGUCGCAUCAGACAUAAAAUUAGUUGUAAGAGUCCCAAGUUUAUCA